This is a messenger RNA of Arabis nemorensis, 297 nucleotides long. NCBI's taxonomy places the organism in Eukaryota, Viridiplantae, Streptophyta, Magnoliopsida, Brassicales, Brassicaceae. The record is from the annotation of a GenBank genome assembly.
AUGCUUUUGAUAAGCCUAGCUCCGAUUUUGUCAAGUUUCUUGACAGAAGCUAUCGAAUUCAAGUUUCCGGCUUUCGCAAACGCUUCGAUCAUUAUCUCUCCGAUCAGUUCACCUUUCUCCGUCGUGUCGAUAACCGCGACAGCCGUUGGACCAGCUCCACUUAUAGUACACCCGAAUGCUCCGGCUUCUAAAGCAGUUUUCUUCACAGCUUCCAUUCCCGGAAUCAACCGAACCGGUACAAUUGGAAGGUGUCUGGAAACCGAACACUACUGUCGGUUUGAUACGAUUACAACUUGA